UAUUUGUUCUUUUGCAGGUUGUAACUCGUGAAGCAAUAUUUGAUGGUGCAACAGACUCUAGCUUUGUAGCUUCAGUGGUCAACUGGGCUCUUCCAUAUGCUCAACGCUAUAUUUAUAGUGUUCAUCCAGACAAGUAUUUGCAGCUCAGCCGGUCUGGAUUUCACAUCUUGAAAUACCUACAGAUUGUUGUUGUAGAAAAGUUGUUCUACAGGAAUGUUAUAAAAAAGCUCUCACAUAGCAUCGAAGAAACGGUUUGAAUGCAAUUGUCUUCUAGAGGGAAACAUCUUGUAUGCCACUCAAGAAUCAGAUUCUCACUCAAUAUUCAUGGAGAUUUCUCGUCUGUUUUCUUCUGGAACUCCCGACUUGCACUUGGCAAACUUUCUUCAUAUGAUCACAACUAUGGCAGAAUCAGGUUCCAAUGAGGAGCAAACUGAGUUUUUCAUUUUGAAUAGCCAGAAAAUGCCUAAGCUUCCUGCAGGAGAAUCUGUUUGGUCACUUGCAAUUGUUCCAUUGUCAGCAGAUAGUGAGACAGGGAUGAUGAGCUCUUCUAGAACAAUUGAUGAGAAAAACCCUGUGAAAAUCAAGAAGAGACCAGGAAUCAUCUCAAACUGGCCACCUACGGACUGGAAAAGUGCUCCUGGUUUUCGACGCUCUAGUGUGUGUGUUGCGAAGUCAGAGGCAGCGCGUGGCAUACAAUCUAAAGAGGAGACAGUGGAAGAAAUUGUAAUCAAAAUACGCGAGCUGCCUCCAACUGAGAUGACUUGUGUGGAGAAUGCGGACAACGGUCCAGCAGCAGAUGCAGUUGUAGUAGGUUCACAAGAUGCUGAUCAUCUAUGUAAUGUGCUCGUACCUAUUACUAUGAAGGAGGCAUUCGAUUCUUCUCAUCCCAUGACUGAACCACAAGACGUGAAUUAUAGUUCAUCUGAUGUGACAGAAAGAGAUCAGCUGUAUGUAGGCACAACUGAUGCUCAAUGGGAAACUGUCAGGCUUGGAACCAACGAAACGGGGCUUCCCUAUGACCUUGUUGUGGGAGAUGACGAAUACAUAGAAGAAAGGCAACUAGAAUGAUGGGAAAGGAUUGGUUUCAAUUAGCUUGAGGGAAUGGCAGUUUGCAGUUAAGAAAGGUGAAUCUUUUAGUGUUGCCCAUGCUGUAUUAUUGCCCAAUAAUUCAGCAGCAGUGACAGUAUACAAAAACCCACUCAGACUUUGUCAGCUUGAUAAACUUCAGUUAGCUCUCACAAUAUCCAAAUGAUGAUAUACUCUUUAAGAUGUAUAUUAGAAUGAUACACUAAUUUCUGUUACUUCAUACCAUCAUACAAGAACUCAAUCAUCUGGACUAAAGUUUUAGCAGAUGAUAGAGAAUAAGAAAUUGUCCAGGCUUGCAUCAUUCAGUUGCCGGCUGAGCAGCAAGUCAUUAUCAAAGUGUUGCAUUAAAGAAUUUACGUUAAAUAUCUAUAUUGCUUGGACUCUCCGAAAAUAUUAAUGGGUGUGUGUCGGAUCCUCCAAAAAUAGUGAAUUUUUGAAGGAUUCAACACCGAUUCGGCAGCUGUUUUGGAGAGUUCGCGCAACAUAGUUAAAUAUUGACCUAACGUUGUUGGAGAAGCUUGAGCUGGAGAGCAGUUUCACCUCGGGGAACCAGUAAUUUCAGCUAACUGCUUCGUUGUAUACUAUAAGUCUCAUUUUAGAAAUGAUAGCAAUGUAUAUGGAGAUGUUCCUUGUAUUUAUUUUCUUGAGUAUAUCAUUGUUGAUUCAAGUAAAAUUUGUAUACUA
Molecule: messenger RNA, 1770 nt
Organism: Nicotiana tabacum (common tobacco)
Lineage: Eukaryota; Viridiplantae; Streptophyta; Magnoliopsida; Solanales; Solanaceae
Product: protein NO VEIN-like
Biological process (GO): root development; embryo development ending in seed dormancy; leaf vascular tissue pattern formation
Cellular component (GO): nucleus
Source: RefSeq, a predicted model, not a curated record